Messenger RNA from Diospyros lotus (date-plum), 3105 nucleotides. Its product is annotated as ubiquitin carboxyl-terminal hydrolase 14. The transcript has 21 exons. Gene Ontology annotation, biological process: protein deubiquitination. Gene Ontology annotation, molecular function: zinc ion binding; cysteine-type deubiquitinase activity; protein binding. NCBI's taxonomy places the organism in Eukaryota, Viridiplantae, Streptophyta, Magnoliopsida, Ericales, Ebenaceae. The coding region runs from base 136 to 2565 and encodes 809 amino acids. The record is from RefSeq and is a predicted model, not a curated record.
CAAAAACCCUUCAAAAUCACAACCGACCGAAGGCUGAACCCUCGCGAGAAGGAAAAAGGACUCAUUUGAGAAGCAACGAAGACGCUUCCAUCCCUCCCUGGUGGUUUGCUCGAGAUUGUGGAUUUGAACUCGGAUAUGGAGCUCUUGCGAGCGAACCUCUCUAGGGUUCGAAUUCCUGAACCCACCACUCGAAUCUACAAGCAAGAGUGCUGCAUUUCUUUCGAUACUCCGAAAUCUGAAGGUGGGCUGUUUGUUGAUAUGAACACAUUUCUUGCCUUUGGGAAGGAAUGUGUGGAAUGGAAUUUUCAGAAGACUGGAAAUCGAGUUUAUUUGCAUAUAAAGCAGACAGAAAAGCCAGUUUCUGAAGAUAGACCUCGGAAGAAACCCACCCGGUUGGCUAUAGGUCUUGAAGGGGGGUUUGACAACAAUGAACCUGAAUAUGAAGAAGCAUACAAUAUAGUUAUUUUGCCCGACUACAUAUCUCUUCCCUUUCCAUCUGUUGAAUUGCCAGAGAAGGUUAGGUUGGCAGUUGAUGCUAUUUUGAUGGCUGAGGGGGCUGAGAGGAAGGAGCAAGUUGCAUCCUGGACUGCUGAUAAGAAACAAAUUAGUCCAUAUGCCACAGAUCUGCAACAGCUUGACCAUGGAGUUACUGUUCCUCCAUCUGGCUGGAAAUGUGCCAAGUGUGACAAGACUGAAAAUCUCUGGUUAAAUUUGACUGAUGGAAUGAUCCUUUGUGGUAGGAGAAAUUGGGAUGGAAGUGGUGGUAACAAUCAUGCCAUUGAACAUUAUAAUGAAACAGGAUACCCUCUUGCUGUAAAGCUUGGCACAAUAACUGCUGAUCUAGAUGCAGCAGAUGUUUUUUCUUAUCCGGAGGAUGAAAGCGUUCUGGAUCCACUUUUAGGGCAGCAUCUGGCUUUCUUUGGCAUUGAUUUUUCAUCACUACAGAAGACUGAAAUGACGACUGCUGAAAGGGAACUUGACCAAAACACCAACUAUGAUUGGAACCGCAUUCAAGAAAGUGGACAGGAGAUGGAACCACUUUUUGGACCUGGUUAUACAGGACUUGUCAAUUUGGGGAAUAGUUGCUACAUGGCUGCAACUAUGCAAGUCGUGUUCUCUACACAUUCCUUUUAUUCACGAUACUACAAAAACCUAAGUUUGAAAACAGCUUUUGAGGCUGCACCAGCUGAUCCGACUGUAGACCUGAAUAUGCAACUAACUAAACUGGCAAAUGGGUUACUAUCUGGUAAAUAUUCAGUACCUGCAUCAGAGAAAGAUGACUGCUUACAUGCUGCAAACUCGACUCCAACCACGAAACAGGAGGGUAUACCACCUCGUAUGUUCAAGCAAGUCAUUGCUGCUAGUCAUCCCGAAUUUUCUACUAUGAGACAACAGGAUGCAUUAGAAUUCUUUCUUCAUUUCAUUGACCAAGUUGAACGAGUCAAUUCUGCGAAGCCUGAAGCAGAUCCUUCAAGGAGUUUCAAGUUUGGCAUUGAAGAGCGACUGGCAUGUCCCUCUGGAAAAGUUGCCUACAAUAGAAGGCAUGACUAUAUUCUUUCUCUAAGCAUACCACUGUAUAAAGCUACUAACAAAGAUGAGCUGGAAGCCAUGAACAAAUCAAAGGCAGAAAUAAAUUCAGAAGGAAAAGAAAUCAGGUCUGCUGAUCAAAUUAUUCGCCCAAGAGUACAUUUGCAUGAUUGCUUAUUGAGCUUUGUUGCAGAAGAGGAGGUGCAUGAUUUUUACAGCACAGAAUUAAAAGCUAAAGUAACAGCAACCAAAGCUGCUCGUUUGACUUCAUUUCCAGAUUAUCUGGUGCUGCACAUGCGAAAAUUUGUGAUGGAGGAAGGCUGGGUUCCAAAAAAGCUUGAUGUCUAUAUCGAUGUUCCCGAUACCAUAGAUAUUAGUUACAUGCGCAGCAAGGGUCUUCAACCUGGGGAGGAGCUUUUACCUGAAAACGAUAAUGGGGAUCUGGCACAAUCAAAGAAUGUUUUGGCUGAUGAGGUUAUAGUUUCUCAACUUGUGUCAAUGGGGUUUAACCAUCUUCAUUGUCAAAAAGCUGCUAUCAACAGUUCAAAUGCUGGAGUGGAAGAGGCAAUGAAUUGGUUACUAUCUCACAUGGAUGAUCCAGAUAUUGAUGCACCAAUCUGCCAAGAUGCUCGAAGUGAUGGGAUGCUAUCAUCACUUGUUGAUCAAUCUAAAGUGGACACAUUGAUUUCUUUUGGUUUUGAGGAAAAGAUAGCCAGGAAAGCACUGGAGGCAUCGGGUGGUGACAUUGAGAAAGCAACAGAUUGGAUCUUUAACCUUAAUGUCUCUGGUUCAUCAGAUAUGGAUGUUUCAUCAAGCACUGCAUCAACUGUUGAUUCUGCACUGCCUGAUGGUGGAGGAAAAUAUAAACUUAUGGGCAUAGUAAGCCACAUUGGUACUUCUACCCAUUGUGGUCACUAUGUCGCGCACAUCUACAAAGAAGGGAGGUGGGUAAUUUUCAAUGAUGAUAAAGUUGGGGUCUCCAAAAACCCUCCCAAGGACAUGGGAUACUUGUAUAUUUUUGAAAGGCUCAACAGUUGAAAGCCAAGAUAUACCUCAGUUGAAAGACUUUUGAGUGAUUGAAGAGCUAGAAAGGAGCAUUAAUCUCUUGGAAUCUUGUUGACCUUUGCUCUGUUGGUCAUGAUAAACAUUUUACCCAUUUAAUACUUAACUUGUACCUGUGGCUUCAGGCAUUAGCAUUCAUGGAACGUUACAGGUUUCUGGUGGCAUGUCAAACUAAAGUGUUCAUCAAAGGAAAGAGAGGAUAAAUUGGCGGGAAUGGAAUAAUUCCUUGCGUAGGAUUUUAUGUUUGCUGCUCAGUUCUGACUUAUUUCUGGAGGGAAGGGUGCUAUAGUGUUUCAGCUUUGAAAGAGGAGAGGAGGAGGUUGAACAACAAGAGUAGGUUGUACUGUUGGAUCAAAUAACUGUAUUACAGUUUUCUGAACUUAGUUCAAGAUUCAAAUUUCAUAUUUUGUGAUUACAUCUUUCAUUGCGCUGUUUGAUUUGGUCAGUGAUGCUUGUUCCCUACAAUUUUUCUGUAGGGAUGAUGUUGGUUAUCAAAUUGCAUUUUGAUUUUCUGUU